Molecule: messenger RNA, 1330 nt
Organism: Leguminivora glycinivorella
Lineage: Eukaryota; Metazoa; Arthropoda; Insecta; Lepidoptera; Tortricidae
Gene: CkIIbeta
Product: casein kinase II subunit beta
Exons: 8
Coding region: 57-839 (260 amino acids)
Cellular component (GO): protein kinase CK2 complex; cytoplasm
Molecular function (GO): protein kinase regulator activity
Source: RefSeq, a predicted model, not a curated record
AGGCAUCGGUAGUACUAAUUCGGUCCUCUACUAGGUCCUUCAAAAUAGUGUGUCCCAUGGCCAUGAUGGCCAUCACUGUAGUAAUUAUUUAUUUGUUAUACAAAGGGGCAAAGUUGUAUUUUAACGCCAAGUGUGGAAUUGAACAAGAUUCUUACAGGAAAAUGAGUAGCUCGGAGGAGGUAUCAUGGAUUUCAUGGUUCUGCGGGCUGCGGGGGAACGAAUUCUUUUGCGAGGUGGACGAGGAUUAUAUUAAUGAUAAAUUUAAUCUGACGGGGCUGAACGAACAAGUGCCGCACUACAGACAAGCCCUGGAUAUGAUCCUGGACCUUGAGCCUGAUGAUGACUUGGACGAGAACCCCAACCAGUCUGACCUUGUGGAGCAGGCUUCCGAGAUACUGUACGGGCUGAUACACGCCCGCUACAUUUUGACCAACAGAGGUAUUGGUCAGAUGCUAGAAAAAUUCCAAGCUGGAGACUUCGGACAUUGCCCUAGAGUUUACUGUGAGACUCACCCUAUGCUGCCGCUUGGUCUGUCGGACGUUCCCGGUGAGGCCAUGGUGAAGGUGUACUGCCCGAAGUGCAUGGACGUGUACACGCCCAAGUCGUCGCGACACCACCACACGGACGGCGCGUACUUCGGCACCGGCUUCCCGCACAUGGUGUUCAUGGUGCACCCCGAGUACCGGCCCAAGAGGGCCACCGUGCAGUUCGUGCCGAGACUAUACGGCUUCAAAAUCCACCCGCUCGCGUACCAGAUCCAGCAGCAAGCCGCGGCCAACUUCAAGGCGCCGCUGCGGUUACUCUCCUACAACAACGCAGAUCCGAAGAUCCCAAAAUGAUCGUUACGAGAUGAAGCGGUGACCUUCGUCCCGAUGCUGACCCGCAAUCACUGCACUAUGCUACAUAUUUUCCUAUUUAAAAUAAAAACGUAUAAUAUAGACGGUCAAGCAAAUCUAUCACUAAAAAGCGCGAAUUUCAAGUUAUGCACGAUACCUUCGCCCCUACAUUUACAGUGAUAUGGCUCGUCGAUGAUUCCGCCAACUUCAAGGUUUUAUGAAGCAUGCACGCGCUUUAUGAAGACAAUAUAUUGGCUGGUGGAGCACUACAAUUUUUAAUUUGUCGCCAUUUUUAACCGACUUCUAUUUAGUGACAAUUUUUGCUUGACCAUUUUAUUUAAGUACUGUAAAUCCAAAGCAAUGGUGUUGAGAAUUUCGUAGAUUACACAUUAAAGUAUUCCGUGGAUUACACUUUCCCACUUGAUGUCUGUUAUUGAUAAAUUAAAAUAUAAAUUUUAUUUAUUUUUAAUACGAAUAAAUUAUAAAGUUGGUUA